This is a messenger RNA of Triticum turgidum subsp. durum (durum wheat), 1446 nucleotides long. The record is from the annotation of a GenBank genome assembly. NCBI's taxonomy places the organism in Eukaryota, Viridiplantae, Streptophyta, Magnoliopsida, Poales, Poaceae.
AUGUCGAUGCCGUUACCGGGGCGGACGCUCGUCGACCUCGACGGCGACGCGCUGGCCCACUGCGCGCGCCACCUCGGCGCCCGCGACGUCGCCAGCCUUGCUAUGGCCUGCCGCCCGUUGCGCGCCGCCGCCUACUGCGAUGCCGUAUGGUACCACCUUUACAGGGGGCAAUGGCCGUUUCAACAAGUGCCUCGUGGAGCUUUGGGGAUUAGAGAACUAUACAUUCGGAGGCACACUGAAGUACAUCAAAUGAAAUUUGAUGAUCCCUUAUCAUCUAUUUAUUAUCUAGAUCCCACGGAGCCGACACCAAGCCAUCUAAUGCUUGAUAGGAAUGGUGUUUGGUUCUCUCAAGGGCCAGUAGUCAAAAGAUUGAGGCUUGGUCUGGACAUGGAAUUAGUGGAAACCUACAGGACCCAUAGCGCGAGGAUCACUUGUAUGAGAUUGUUCCCACUAAUCGACACCCCAUUGUAUCGAAGUGAUGCACAUAGAAAUGAAAUGGCAUUAGUCACUUCAAGCACAGAUAGAACAGUCCGUCUUUGCUGGAAGGGCCAAUCACGCUGUUACAAGGGCCAUUCAGGACCUGUUACUGCUCUGGCUGACAAAUUGCUUGAUGACGGUGAAUGUAAAAUACUCGCAACUGGUGGUGAAGACUGCACCAUUCGCCUUUGGUCUAUGAAUACAAGAGCAAAAAAACACCCUCUAAUAUCAACUUUGCAUGGGCAUGAAAAAACACUGUCACUUUUGUCUGUUGCUUGGCAUAAAUCCUCCCUGCUGGUCAGCAGUUCCAAAGAUACAAAGGUGAAAGUGUGGGACACAAUGGCACCUCCUUCCAGUGUCUCAUCAUCAUGUGUUGGGGGUGCUCAUCUUAACUCAAGUGGUCCACCGAUUGCAAUCAAAUGCUACGAAUCCCUUUGUUACAUUGCUGCUGGAUCCGAAGUGACAGCAAUUGAUUUGAGGACGAUGAAGAAGGCUUCUGUUCUUGCACUUCGUAACCAAAGAAUACUUUCUUGUGAGAUGCUGCCCUCUGAAUGGCUAAUAUGCACGGGCAUAAAAGACAAGGCUCUUCUGUGGGAUAUUCGUAAGCCUCAAGAACUCAAGCACACAGUCGCAGAACUGCAUUCAGAUGGUCCUGUGACGUUGCUUCACUUGGAUCCAUACAAGGUAGUGAUGGGCGCGCCAUGGGAUGGUCAGGUCCAUGUCUGGGAAACCCGGACGGGCCACUUGGUGAACAGAUUGAGUUGCGAUGAGCCUGUUAAAUCAGGAGGGAGAAGCACAGUGUCAGCCAUGGCUCUGGACGGGUGUAGGAUUGUCACUGCAGGGAGUAGUUCAACCAGAGGCAGCCUGUUACACUACCAAGACUUUCUGAGAUCCUCAGUUCCUGUAGCUUUACCUGGCAAGGAAGUUUCCAAGUUCUGGGGAUCUCAAGAAUAUGACGAUGAAGACUAG